AUGGGUGACUAUCGAAAAAUUACGAGGUCAUCUCUAUAUGAUUCAGAAUCUGAAUAUGAUUCCAAUAAUGACGAUUCAGGAAACCCAAUAGGCUAUAUGCCAAAUAUAGAAUUUGAAUUUGUUGAAGUCGAGAACUCCAAUGAACCUGAGCCUAGUAAAAUUAACGAAUCUAAGGAUAACAUCGAUGAAACUCAAGAAGAACAAGACGAUGAGUUUGAAUUUCCAUUAUUUGCUGCACCAUAUAGUACUACUUCUAGUCACCAAAACAUAGAAGCCAAAAAGACGGAAGAUGAUGAGGCGUCUAGGGGUAGAACGAAAGAUAAAGUAAUGAAGGUCUCCUUGAGAGAAGCGUCAGUAGAAGUCAUUAAAAAUGAAAGGCCUCUUUCGUAUUAUAUGGCAACAUAUACAGACAAAGACAAAUCUCAAUUCAUAACUGCAGCAGUCACAGCUGACGAUAUUUAUAGUCAGAUAGAAAUUAUCACCCCGGUUAGAGACCCCAAACCUUGGAAGUGUAUUGAUUUAUCUAAAUAUAAUCUCGAAGUUGAAAGGGAGCUACAAAAUACUAAAAUGAAAGGCAAAAGUCGUAAUAGAGCUGGAAAGAAGAAAAGACUGAACAUAAUAGCAUGUCGUGGAAGAAAACUAGAAAGAAAGAAGGUCGAUAAAAAAAUUCAAAAGGAAAUGGACGCUAAAAUUAAGAAAAAGAUGUUCCAUAAAAGAGGUGGUAAAAAACAUAAGAAAAGCGCUGAUCCAGCUCAAAGUAAACCAAAAUACAGAACAGAAUAG
Debaryomyces hansenii CBS767 is the source of this 783-nucleotide messenger RNA. RefSeq lists its product as uncharacterized. The transcript is spliced from 2 exons. Lineage: Eukaryota; Fungi; Ascomycota; Pichiomycetes; Serinales; Debaryomycetaceae. The coding region runs from base 1 to 783 and encodes 260 amino acids. The record is from RefSeq and is a predicted model, not a curated record.